AUGUCAAAGCCGAUAAGAAACUUAGAUGGACCAAGUGGAAGAGCUCCAACUGUUCAACAAAUAAGAAACAAACAUGGGACUAGAGAGGUGAUAGUGGACAACGGGAUUAUUAGUGUCAGUUUCUCGAGUCCCCAAGGACUUAUAACUGGCAUCAAAUACAAAGGAGUCAAUAAUGUUCUCCAUCCACAUCAACGAGCUCGAGAAUACUUUGUACCGGAGCCAUACAAGAACACAAUGAACCCUUUAUAUCUAAACCACACGGACAAGUUUAGGCAGUACGGAUUAUGGCAACGAUACACAGAGUUAUAUCCAAACCAUGACCUCAUCUACACAAUUGGAGUUAGUAACUAUAGCAAAGACUGGUUCUACUCUCAAGUCACAAGAAAAAUCGGUGAUUCAACGUACACACCAACUACAUGGCAGACUGUGUUUCAUCUUCCAUAUGUAAACAUGCGAGGUAGCUACACAUUGCAGCUAGCUUUAGCCUCGGCUGCAUGGGCUAAUCUACAAGUACGUUUCAAUAACGAAUACACGAGGCCAUUUUUCUCAACGGGAUAUAUUGGAAGAGAUAAUGCUAUAGCAAGACAUGGAAUCCAUGGACUCUAUCGGCUUUAUAGCAUCAAUGUACCUGGAAGGUUGCUACGCACGGGAACCAACACGAUUUAUCUUCGACAAGCUAAAGCAUCAGGACCACUUGAAGGAGUUAUGUAUGAUUACAUUCGUCUCGAAGAGCCUUCUAGAGAAUAG
Molecule: messenger RNA, 747 nt
Organism: Arabidopsis thaliana (thale cress)
Lineage: Eukaryota; Viridiplantae; Streptophyta; Magnoliopsida; Brassicales; Brassicaceae
Product: Galactose-binding protein
Exons: 2
Coding region: 1-747 (248 amino acids)
Source: RefSeq, marked reviewed